This is a messenger RNA of Prunus armeniaca (apricot), 312 nucleotides long. NCBI's taxonomy places the organism in Eukaryota, Viridiplantae, Streptophyta, Magnoliopsida, Rosales, Rosaceae. The record is from the annotation of a GenBank genome assembly.
AUGGCGUUCCUGCUUCGCAAUUCCAUCACUUCCCAUGUCCAAUCUCAUUCACAGAGGACACAAAACGACUCGCUUUCCCAAUCGCGCCGUCAGUUCCAUGUCGAACCAGGGCCUCGCGAGAAAGCUCUCUUGGCAGAGGACCCAUCUCUAAAACGAUUCAAAUCGCAUAAGAAGGGUGUGGCGAGAAUUAAAAGACUUGGAGAUGUUCUUACCGUUGUUGUUGUUGCUAGCUGCUGCUAUGAAAUAUAUGUAAGAGCAGUGAUGCGAGAAGAGGCUAGGAAACAGGCAGGGGCUUCAGGUGCAAGUGCAUGA